AUGGCCCAAAGAUUGGGCCUAAACCGAUCUGGUGCUAAACUCGAAAGCGCCGAGAAUCGGACCUUCUGGGUGCUACAAGACUGCUUCGUCAGCUGCCCAGUGCCCGUGAUAAAGGAGUCUACCUUCGAAGACUACGAUUGGUUUUUCAGCUUUCUCAAAUUCGCACGUAUCCAGUCCAAGAUACACAGUAGUCUUUUCACAGUCAGCCCCGUGCCGAAACAAUCGGUAGCGCAUAGUGCAGCAAUCCCGAAUCUCCGAAAGGAGCUGGAGGCCUGGAGGAUGUCGAUUCCUCUGCGCUUCCGGCCCGGCGAGCCCCUCAAACCCAGAAUAUUGCCGGAGCCGUUGGCAAUUCAGGUAGCCCUAUUGACGCAUUACUAUUAUCUCAAUGCAGUGCUUACGCUUUCUUGGACACUGUUGCAUGGCGGAAACGAUACGUUGAGCAUAAGGGAACAGCUCGAGUUGAAGAAGGAGCUGAUGCGUACUGCCCGCACAGUUAUUGAGUUAACGGCGUUUAUAGAGGUUUCCCCAUCCACCCCCGUCUGGUAA
Messenger RNA from Aspergillus fischeri NRRL 181, 546 nucleotides. RefSeq names its product fungal specific transcription factor domain-containing protein. The record is from RefSeq and is a predicted model, not a curated record. The transcript is spliced from 2 exons. Lineage: Eukaryota; Fungi; Ascomycota; Eurotiomycetes; Eurotiales; Aspergillaceae. The coding region runs from base 1 to 546 and encodes 181 amino acids.